Messenger RNA from Tetrahymena thermophila SB210, 804 nucleotides. RefSeq names its product SNARE associated protein. The record is from RefSeq and is a predicted model, not a curated record. Lineage: Eukaryota; Ciliophora; Oligohymenophorea; Hymenostomatida; Tetrahymenidae. The transcript has 6 exons.
AUGGUAAAAGUAGAAUCUUAGAAAGAACCUUAAGUGGCAGUUUAAGAAGAAGAUUUUAAAAAAGAUGUUAUCCAUAAAUAUAGUUGGAAAUUUAUUCCCGUACUAUUUCUGAUUUGGCUUUCAUUUUAAGUUGCUGUUUUCUUUUACGUUGGCUCUAUUUUACCUGAUUUUAAAAAGGUUGGUUUUCCUACUUCUUUUGAAAAGGCAUAAGAGUUUUCCCAUAUUAUGAGGAAUUAUCUUGAGACACACUACUACACUUUACUAUUCUUUGAAGUUUCUAAUUUCUUAUUCUUAUAAACGUGGUGCAUCCCAGGUACUUUUGUAUUUAAUUUGUUAGGAGGUGCUCUUUUUGGAAUCAAAGUUGGAUUCCCAGUUUGCUUAGCAUGCAACACAUUAGGUGCAUUUAUAUGCUUUAACAUUUCUAAAUAUUUUGCAGGUGAUCUUAUAGAAAGAAAGUUAUCCAAUUAACUCAAAAUGAUAAAAUAAAAGGUAUAAGAACACAAGAAAGACCUUUUCUUCUACAUGCUAUCCACUAGACUGUUCCCUGGAUCUCCUAAUUGGGCUAUGAAUAUCACAUUUCCUCAUAUACAUAUUCCUUCUCAUUACUUUGUUUUUAGUAUUGCUCUUGGACUUAUUCCUUGGAACUUUUUGACAUGUGAAGCUGGAUCUAUCAUCAGCACAUUCAAGUCUAAAAGUGAAAUUUUUAAGCCAGAAACAUAUUAUAUGCUUAUAGGUAUUGCUUUGUGUGUACUUAUACCUCCUAUAGUUAAAAAGAUAAUUAGCAGCAAAGAGAAGAAAGAAUGA